AUGGCAGCGUUCCAGGCCGCCGAUCUUCACACGGAUUUCCUGAAUGACUCGUUCCCUGGCACAGUCGAGGCUGACCGCGACGUCGGAGCUUUCCCAGGGGACUGGUUCCUGACAAGACACAGUGUGCGCCGGAAGGAUUCCCCGGUACUGCAGGGUCUUCGUUUCAACAGGCGGAAAAUCCCCGAGUCACGUCCAAACCUAUGCUCCAAAUCGUUCAGACUCGAGUCCUAG
Messenger RNA from Penicillium oxalicum, 231 nucleotides. RefSeq lists its product as uncharacterized. The transcript has a single exon. The coding region runs from base 1 to 231 and encodes 76 amino acids. Lineage: Eukaryota; Fungi; Ascomycota; Eurotiomycetes; Eurotiales; Aspergillaceae. The record is from RefSeq and is a predicted model, not a curated record.